Molecule: messenger RNA, 3325 nt
Organism: Linum tenue
Lineage: Eukaryota; Viridiplantae; Streptophyta; Magnoliopsida; Malpighiales; Linaceae
Source: the annotation of a GenBank genome assembly
ACUUGAUUCCCGCCAACGAAAAGGAACCCAAUGGCGUAUUGGCGCUGGCGCCAAACACAAAUCGCCCAAAAAUUUCCCCCCUAAAUAUACAGUGUAAAAUCGAAUCCAUAUAGUUUCUUCUUCUCCCUUCCAACACGCGCCUGGCGGCACAAACCUGAGUCGACCAGGUCACGGGAACUAUCUCACCUCCGUUUCCAACCUCUCAUCGGCGGCUGAUUCCCGAUCCGCGGCAGCUGUGGUUCUUUAAGUUAUCGUCCAAAUGGAAUUGAGGAGCUCCAAUCACUUCCAUUACAUUAAUGAAAUCAAAGGUGGUAAAGUGACGAAAGUCCCAAAUGUCUUUCGUGGAAAGCCAGCGCUCAAGUUCAAGAACCUCCAAGAUGUGUACGGGGAUUUGAGGAACGCCCCUAAUUCACCUGCUAGACGUCGACCAAAACCUAAUCUCAAGGAGCUGCCAGAAAAGCCUGAUCUAGGCGGGCGUGAGGUUAAGGUUGAAAAUCUACAGAGGUUUGAGGGAAGUGGAUCAGAUAUUGAAAGGGAGAGUGGGGUUUCUUCCAAUAGUAACUCAAGAGAAGCAGCGGAAGAGCAUAAGAAUGAUGACGAUAUUGAUUUUUGUUGUCUUACACUCGAGCAACUCAGGGUGAGAUGCAUAGCAAAGAAACGAAAGCGUUUCAGCAAAGAAUCAUCGACUGGAAAUAGCUUGUCAGGAGCCGAGGAAGAUGAUUGUGAUCUGAUGGAGUGCCUCAGCAGUUGGAGAGCCAGAAUAGCUCAGAAAAGGAAGGUGAAUCAAAAGAAGAAGAAAAUGAGCGACUUAUGUCGAUUCAAACCCGCCCUAGCAAUCACCAAGUUUGAAGAUGUACAGAGCAGCGGUGAAUACCCAUGUCAGUCCGACUCAAGUUUAGCUUCAGAUAUUCAUGUGAAAGACGAGGUUUCUGAGAGUGGUCACGGGGAUUGCCAAGCUAUGGUGUUAAGUGACUGGGUAGAGCCACUUGCUUCAUUUGGGUUGACUUCUGAUGAUGAAGACCCCAGCUUAAGCUCCGGAAGUGACUAUGAGAUUCCUGAGACUAGACAUGCAGAUUGCCAAGCUAUUGUUGUAGUUCACUUAUUUGAUAGCUCUAAUGGUUUGGUUGAGCCACUUGCUUCUUUACAGUUAGUAUCCGAUCGAGAGCCCGGCUCAAGUUUUGGUUGUGAUGUUGAGAUGGGAUUGUCCAUUAAGUCUCCUACUGAGCUUCUGUUUUUGGAAAACUAUGAUUCUAAGGAGUCUGAAGCGGCUAAAACUUCCAAUGACAUCAGCAAUGAGCUUCAAUGUUGUUCUGUUGAAACUGAUCCUCAGAGUGACAAGCUUGAAAAUGGGUUGCGGAACUAUCCUGUUAGCAAAAAUUCUUAUGAACAUUUGGAGGGUCUUCCGGAUUUGGAAAACCUUGAUUCCGAGACUGAGGCUGCAGCAGUUAGAACUUCCAAUGACAUCAGCAAUGAGGUUCAAUGCUGUUCUGUCGAAACUGAUACUCCAUGGGACGAGCUUGAAGAUGGGCUGCAAAACUGUCGUGCUAGCAAAAUGUCUUAUGAACAUUUGGAGGAUCUUGAGGCAUCACCUCCCAGUUCUAGGAGUGCUUCAAGUGAAGAAUCCGAUACAGACAAAGAUCAUGAUGUAGCAGUAGUUGCCAUUGAUGGUCUGAAAGACUCGGGUGCAGAAGCAAUGGUGAAAGAUGAAGAAGAGGAAGAAACAAAGGCGGUUCUUCAGCAGUUAUCAGAUGUGUCUUUGUCACAGUUGGAGAAAGAUGAUAUGGUCAUUGAUUCACACCUGAGUGGUGAGUUGGACAAAGUAGUCUCUCCAGUUAAGGAUCCUUGCUCAAUCGUACACGAAGACUCCAAAGAUGGGUUGCAGAAUACUAGGACUGCCGCCAGCAAUAUCGAAAUCACUACAAAAGCUAACACAGUAUGGAUGGUGGUUGAUUCAUGUCGUUUUGAGGGGGAAGCCAAAGAUGAAAGCUCCCAGUUAGAAACCACGGUUGACAGUUGCACUAACGCAAUAAGUGACGACCAAGUUCAGAUUUUACAUCCAUUUCCAAGCGCUGGCGAUUCUUCUGCUAACCUGGCAAUGCGAUCUCCAUCAUUUCCAAGUGCUGAUAUGGAAAGGAGCAGUUCUGAUCAGCCAGUUAAGUUAGUUGGGGGUGAGGACUCCGAUGCCUCUGAUCACCAGUGGCAUCCUACUGAAAGGCUGCUUUCAGCAAGGAAGGCCAUCUCUCCAACUUCCCAGGAAAAGCUACGGAAAGCCAUGGAAUCCAACGAGUUAGAUGAUGAGCAAUUAUACAAGUUUGCAAGGAAAUUAUGCUACGGAAAGAAGCAGCCGGAGAGAAAAAAUAGCCGGCCUGAUGGGGUGAAUCAGGCCAAGAGAGCUGCUGAAAACACAGUCAGUCCACAGCAAUUGAUGAGGAAACUCAAGAACCCUAAACCCAUUACUCCUCCUAAUGAUGCCCCCAAGGCCAUUUCUCGUCCUGUUCGUGCUCCGAGCUUCAGUACAGGGUGCACCUCAAUACAAAGCUGUUCAGAGAGCACCAUCUCGUUCUCGCAGAACCAGAUGCGUGACUUUGAAUCCAUGGCGACCAAACUCACCAAGGAGUUGAGGUCCAUGAAGGAAAUUGCUGAAGCAACAUUGCACGGCAACCCAUCCGACUCCCCCAAAUAUACCCACCAAGAGGCGAGUAGUGCCAUAGAGAAAGCAGCAAGAGUGGAAGACAAUGCGCGAAGAUGGCUCUCCACAAUGGCAAGGGAUUGCGAUCGCUUCUGCAAACUAAUGAAAUUGGCCCAGAACGGUUCCGCUCCUCCAGCAGCAAAUGUCGUCGUCGUCCAGAAGGAGAAGAGGAAGAUAUCAUUCGCCGACGAAGCUGGCGGCCAGCUCUGCCACGUCAAGACUUUCAAGAGCGAGGUCGAGUUCAUGGGGCCGGUUCAUGUUGUUGAUUGAGGGAAAAACCUGGGGCCAUGGACACUUUCUCUCCUCAGCGCAUGCUGUACUUGUAACGUUGUUGUACGUCCAUUCUCUUGAUUCACAUGAAUGCAACAAAAUUACUUCACGGUUACAGGCUAGUCUCAAAAGGAUAGUGGAAUUGCUCGAAUCGAUUGUUGUUGUGACUUGUGAGUUAGCUUUCUUUCCCGCAUUUUUUUUAAUAAAAUUGUAAUUUAGUUCGUUAAUCUCUUGUAAAUAGUCUCUAUGCUGCUGCAGCCUGCAAGUGAUUAUGUGACACUUGGUCAUAUUUAAAUGAGCUGGCCGUCCUGUUUUGUUUCGUUUCCCAGAUUUUGCGGUGUAAAUACUAAAUUCCAAUACUACGGC